Molecule: messenger RNA, 5748 nt
Organism: Gymnodraco acuticeps
Lineage: Eukaryota; Metazoa; Chordata; Actinopteri; Perciformes; Bathydraconidae
Gene: wdr44
Product: WD repeat domain 44
Exons: 19
Coding region: 447-3203 (918 amino acids)
Molecular function (GO): protein binding
Source: RefSeq, a predicted model, not a curated record
CCCGCCCUUUGACUCACCUCGCUCAGAUGUUUUUUUUGUGUGUUUCUGGUUUGUUUAUGACGCGGGUCACUGUCUCCGUUAGCUUGACAGCUGACCAAGUAUAUGCUGUUGUAAAAACGCGCUUUAUUGGUGCUUUCAUAGAAAAUACUGUGCUGUGAAGGAGACAGAUUUAUAAGAGGGUAGAAAGCUAGCAGCAGUAGGCGUUGGUCCGCCGUGCGAGUAGAUUACAUUUGUUAGCCUAGCAUUUUGACUAGCAUACUGUAACGUUAUGCCGUGACGUUGGACAGAAAAAGUGGUUGACGACCCCGGGGGAAAGUAGUUUAAAUUAUAAUACAUACACAGAGAGCACAAGUGCAUGUGUGUGGCACUUUGAUUCGCAGGUUAGGCUUUUAAACAGCUGCCUGGCGACUAUAUUUGAGUAGCUUGUAAGCUAAAUUCAUGUUAGCAUGGCGUCAGAUACAAGUGACACCGAGGAAUUCUAUGAUGCUCCUGAGGACGUUCACUUUACUCCAUCUCCAAAAGUGUCACCUGCAAAGUUUUUCAUUCCUUCUCCCAAGCUUUCACAGAGACCAGUAAACGCUGCACAAGAUGUGAGUUGCGGAGUGGCCGCAUCCGAGAAUCAGCAAGAUGAUCCCCUAAUGAUCAUUGAUAGCAUCAUUGAGGAGAGUCAAAAGGGAAGUGCUGGUGAAGUGGCCGAGGUGGCUGAGCUGUUGGAUCAGCUUCAUGUUGAUGUGAGAGCGGAACCGGAGGCGGAGGAAGAGGAUAAUGCUCAGGAAGUUCCUGCGGGGCUAGCAGCGCCGGCUGUCCAACCUCAACCUGUGGAGAGGCCAGAGGAUCAACAGGAAAGUGCUGCAAUAAACGGAGCAUGCUCCAUACCUGAACCCGCAGACCUCCCAGGGCCAUCAGUCGGCUCUCAAGAAGGCGUUCAGCUCCCAGACAUCACCAGCACCGUCAGACUGAGUCACCCUGGGGGUGCUGGGGUGGAUGGUGAGGGGGAGUGGGGGCACAGACCUGCAGAUAUCUUAGACCAGGUCCCAUUCGCAGAUGGGUCGGCUGACUCGGACUCCUCUGGUCCUCUGAAACCCCCGCGGAAAUUCACAGCGGAACCAGACAUUGUAGCAAGCACCAAGAAGCCUCCUCCCUCUCGCCCCCCCCCUCCCAGCGGAGGACCUCCACCCAGGCCGCCCCCCCCAGCUUGGCAGACUCUACCUUCCAGGAAGUCUCAGGAGUGUCUCAGACCAAGUGGACUGGAAGUGUCUGCAGGCGGCUGUGAGGUCCUGGAGCCGUCCGGCCUAGUGUCUCCCAGCAGCACGGUGAGGAGCCUCACCAAAGAGCUGCAGCAUUCCUUGGAUCUGGCCAGCGCCAUCAGUGGAGACAAAGUGGUCACAGCGCAGGAAAAUGAGGAUGGCCGGGCCUCGUUUGACGACGGAGGAGAAACUCCAGGCUCCCAGCGGCCACGUUCCCACUCUGGUAGAGAACUGACAGAUGAAGAAAUCCUUGCCAGUGUGAUGAUCAAGAAUUUGGACACUGGAGAAGAGAUCCCUUUAAUCCAGGCAGAGGAGAAACUUCCUGCAGCGAUAAACCCCCUCACUCUGCACAUCAUGAGGAGGACCAAGGAGUACAUUUCGAAUGAUGCAGCGCAGUCGGACGACGAUGACAAGGCUCAGGCUCCUCUGGCGGACACAGAUGGAGGAAAACUCAAACAGAAAACGACCCAGUUUAAAAAGUUCCUGGGCAAGUCUGUGAAGAAGGCCAAGCAUCUGGCUGAGGAAUACGGAGAGAAGGCAGUCAACAAAGUGAAAAGUGUGCGAGAUGAAGUGUUCCACACAGACCAGGACGAUCCGUCAUCGAGUGACGAUGAGGGCAUGCCUUACACCCGGCCCGCCAAGUUCAAGGCAGCACACAGCUUCAAGGGCCCCUUUGACUUUGAUCAGAUUAAGGUUGUGCAGGACCUCAGUGGAGAGCACACGGGGGCCGUGUGGACGAUGAAGUUCUCUCACUGCGGGAGGCUGCUGGCCACAGCCGGCCAGGACAAUGUGGUUCGCAUCUGGGUCUUGAAGACUGCUUUUGACUACUUCAAUAAUAUGAGAAUGAAGUACAACACUGAAGGUCGAGUUUCACCGUCUCCUUCUCAGGAAAGUUUAUGCUCCUCUAAAUCUGACGACCACCUGGCAAGUUGUGCUCCAGAGGACCCAGACACAGAAGAUAGAAACGCCCCUUUCCGUCAAAUUCCCUUCUGCAAGUAUAAAGGCCACACGGCGGAUCUUUUGGACUUGUCCUGGUCAAAGAACUUCUUCCUGCUCUCCUCUUCCAUGGAUAAAACGGUGCGAUUGUGGCACAUAUCGAGGAGAGAGUGUCUCUGCUGCUUUCAGCACAUUGAUUUCGUCACAGCCAUUGCUUUCCACCCCAGAGAUGACAGAUACUUUUUAAGUGGCUCUCUGGAUGGGAAGCUACGACUCUGGAACAUUCCUGACAAGAAGGUGGCGCUGUGGAACGAGGUGGACGGCACAACACGCCUCAUCACGGCAGCUAACUUCUGCCAAAAUGGGAAGUACGCCGUCAUCGGCACGUACGAUGGCCGAUGCAUCUUCUAUGACACGGAGCGUCUGAAAUACCACACUCAAAUUCAUGUGAGGUCCACUAGAGGCAGGAACAAAGUAGGACGCAAAAUCACCGGCAUUGAGCCCCUACCUGGAGAGAACAAGAUUUUGGUGACCUCAAACGAUUCCCGCAUCCGCCUUUAUGACCUGAGGGACUUGUCUUUAUCCAUGAAAUACAAAGGUUAUGUCAACAGCAGCAGCCAGAUCAAGGCCAGCUUCAGUCAUGACUACUCCUUUAUAGUCAGUGGUUCAGAGGAUAAGUACGUGUACAUCUGGAGCACUUACCACGACUUGAGCAAAUUCACUUCUGUACGACGGGACCGCAAUGACUUCUGGGAAGGAAUUAAAGCACACAAUGCAGUGGUCACCUCAGCAGUUUUUGCACCCCACCCAGGCCUUAUUGUUCCGCCAGAACCUGGAGCAGACAAACCAGAAGCAGAGUGUAAGAGCCUGGACUCCACUGACUCUGAAACCAUACCCUCAGGUACGUUUCCCUUUACGGGCAGAUUUCACAACAUCAAGACAUUUCGGUACUUUAAAUUGAGUGUUGUCCUUUGUAGGAGCCCUAAAGACGGAUCACACAGAGGUUCUACUUUCUGCUGACUUCACUGGAGCCAUCAAGGUUUUCAUCAAUGUAAAAAAGUACUGAGCAUUGCAGAGGCUGUCAGCUCCUCACACUCAGGCAGACUGCAGGAAAUCGCUCCUGAAGACGAAGGAGAGUCUGUCAGGGGCCUUCUGACGUCACCCACUACCUAACGGUUAUCGCUCUGUGACAAAGAGCCGUCUGUAGCCUUCUUUCAGGAAAACAUGGACCCUAACAUAGAAGGGAAUAGACUGUACAAUACAGAGGAGGUGUGAAUCCCGGUCACGUUUCUAUUUUUUAUCUUGAAUACCAAGCAACUGUGAACAGUUCUGCGCUAAGGGAAAAAAGAGCCAGAAAUGCCAAGCGUGUGUGUUGUCUGUUCAGAAACAUACGUGUUCAUUUACAGCUGUGUGGUCCGGAUGGAGUAUGGCAAGAUUAGGUUAUUUUGUAACAGUAUGGGCACCUUACUAAUUUCUUUUGCUCCCACGUUUUAGAAAAGCUAAGUCCUAAUGUCAGUCACACAUUUACGUGUCUUAAAGAGAUGUAACCAUUUGUCUGAAGCAAGGUGGUUUGAAAUGAUUUGUGCCUAAAUCUAGAUCACUUUUCUAAAUUAAACUUCUAAAUCUUAUUUCUGUAAUUUAUCGAACAUUUUAGCAGAUGACAGCAAAUCUACGGUACAUGAAAUCAGUAUACGGCUAUUAUUGAUUUGGGCUGGGUAUCUUUAAAAAUGGUCAAGAACAAUAUUGGCUCUUAAAGACGUUUUGAUAUAUUUUUUUCCAAUGAAAGCACAUGUCAUUAUUAAUGUUACUGUAAAUUCAGUGUAACAUUGCAUACUUGCUGCUUUUGUAAACGGAACCAAAUAAUGCUCUAUUCAUUUACUCAAGUCCACACAAACUAGAGGAAUGCGUGUUGACGACAUAUUUUACAUAAAAAAAUUACCAGUAAAAGUAGUUGAUACCUGGCCCUACAAAUCAUCUCCUCCACACACACGUUGUAUCAACAUCCGUGAUUUAUUUAGUGUCAGAACUCUGCAGCAACAUUUCAGCUUAUCAUUUUAAAAACAAACAUUAAAACAAAAAUAUAUAAUUAGUUACAGUGUUCAAACUUCAUCAUACAAAAAAAAGAGUGCAGAGUCUUGCAUGGAGAGUGAGUUGGGACCAAAAGAGCGGACAUGUUCGUCUGUUUUAAAGAGCGCUGUGUAACCCAUGGAUACCAGCAGGGCAAUGGAUGAGAGUCAGUGUUUGCUCUUCUUUGCUUUCUUAUGGGAGCGAUGUGGCGACCGCGACCUGGACUUCCUGGUCUUCCGGUCUGGAGAUGGUGAUCGGGAACGCUUGGACCAUUUGGGAGACCUUGUCCUGUUUAAAAAGGAUUGAAAGUUAACAGACUGACAAGAAAGAAAGACGUUAUGGAUGAAUGCAUUGGCUCCACAAAUAAAUGUCUUGGCACUUGCUUUAAAGGAGAGAUGCUCCUCGACUUUCGGGCGUGGUCGUCUGGAUCUCGACUCCUUCCUCGUCUCCUGACGCCCUCUACACUUCGUUUGCUCCGAUCUCUGUCCCUCCUGUCAUCCUUCGACCUGUCUUUGGGCUUUGAUGUCAGUCUCUCGUUUUUGUCUUCAUCUUUUUCAAACUCCUAUAGUAGACACGGUGAAACAUCCCAAUGAAGUCAGAUAAAAGGCUUUUAUUGUUUUUGUCUGUUGAGAUGCAAAAUACGACAACUGGCUUGUAAUCAAUUACUAAUUCAACUAAAACAUAGUGCAGGUUCUCCACAAGGGGGAGCUGUUUAGUUUGUGCGACCCAUUUAACACAUGCUCACCCACACCUACAGAAAUGAAAGAUAUCAGCAUUAACACUUACAGGCAGGGUAACAGUUUUUUCAAGCAGUGUAACUGAAAUACUACAACCUCAAAAGUAUUUGUAUAUCAAAUACUCACCCUGGGUUAACUAUAAUUCAUAACAAAAACUAAUCACAAAAAAUGUAGAAAAUUAUUUUUGAAUUGAGGGAAAUGGUGGCCUUAUUUAAAAGAAAAGAUAUUUUGAAACAUUUUCCAAGAGUUUUAACUGGAAAUGCGUGAGCGGAAAUGCAUGUGUUUUGUAAGUAGUGAGCAUUCUUCUGGGAGAUGAAACUUUUUGAAGAUGUUUGUUGAUUAAGUUUUGCUGUUGAUCAAAGCCCCAAUUUACCCUUUUUCAAGAAUAAUUUUCUGUAUUUUUGGGUACAUGCAAUGAUAUAAAUGUGUUCUUCAAAAUACCACAGGGUUAGUAAUUGAAAAUGGGUAUUUUGUGGGUAAAAUAUUCAGAAACUACUCAAAAGAAUCGGUUUAUAGUAAAAAAACUUGGAAAACACAUUAGGACACAAACAGCAGCUGAAGCUAGACGCUCCCUCUCAGUUGGUGCAGAUCUAAAAUGGCUUGCUACCUGGCUUUGCAGUUUCACUUUGGGCGUGUCUGUAACACUGUUUUUUUUACCGUGCCAACUGACUAAUUUCACAGUCUAAUUUUAAUGUACUAAUAGCAAGCACUUUUGUAAAUGUUGCCCCAUGCUGUUCCUGAUUAAAGAAAUGUUUCUAUUA